Molecule: messenger RNA, 6281 nt
Organism: Pungitius pungitius (ninespine stickleback)
Lineage: Eukaryota; Metazoa; Chordata; Actinopteri; Perciformes; Gasterosteidae
Gene: dnmbp
Product: dynamin binding protein
Exons: 17
Coding region: 339-5432 (1697 amino acids)
Biological process (GO): cilium assembly; intracellular signal transduction
Cellular component (GO): cytoplasm
Molecular function (GO): protein binding; guanyl-nucleotide exchange factor activity
Source: RefSeq, a predicted model, not a curated record
UUGUUGUGCGUCGGCAUGGAGAGAGGAGCGCAGAGAGACCCGCCUGCGCCCCGCGUCCCAAAACCUGUGAUGACAGCUCAUUCUGCCCAGACGAAGCCACCGGGACCACCGGGACACACUCACGCUGUCAAUGCGCUUUCUGGGGGGCCUCGAGGCAAUGUAAAAAAAAGGUCUUUAUUUCCGGGAACAAUUGACGCUUCGGGAGGUGUGAGCUGCUGCGAAGAAAGUUGAGUCGCGGAGGGGGGGAGAAGAAAAAAAAAGCGCCUCCGCCGACACAUCGUCGGGCUGAAGAAGUUGGAUUUCAUUUUUCCCUCAGGACUCUUUGUAGGUAAUGAGUGAUGGAAGCAGGAUCGGUGGUGCGUGCCGUUUUUGAGUUUCUGCCCAGCGUUUCCGAGGAGCUGCCACUCUUCACCGGCGAUGUCAUCGAGGUGCUCAGUGUCGUGGACGAGUUUUGGUUGCUCGGCAACAAAGAUGGCAUCACAGGUCAGUUUCCCAGCACCUUUGUGGAGGAGGUUACUAUCCCCAGCAUCAAGCCUGGAGAGAGACUCUUUGUGUGCACCAAUGAUUUCAGCUCAGCAGAGCCGGGCGACUUGUCCCUGAAGAGAGGCGAUGUGAUCGUUGGCGAGGCUGGAGGGUCCGCGGACCUCGGGGAAUCCUGGCAGCGAGGUUGCAAUGCCUGGGGCGUGCGAGGUCUCUUCCCCACGUCAUGUGUUGCGGAGCUGACCCUCUCGGGGCGCUCCCGGCAGCUGUCCGAGCGCUCGGCUCUGGCCCAGGCCUCGGAGCUCCCCCCGUACGCCCUGGGCCAGGCCCGGGCCCUCAUGAGCCUCCACGCGCAGCUCAAUGAGGAGCUGGACUUCCGUGAAGGGGACUUGAUCAUCAUCACCGGCCGGCCCGAGCCGGGCUGGUUUCAAGGGGAGCUGGAUGGCCGCAGGGGCAUCUUCCCAGAGGGCUUUGUGGAGCUCCAUGGAUCCCUCCGAUCUCCUCAGGGGCCUCUGGACUGCCCGUAUUUGACCAAUGACACUGAAAAAUGUAACUUUGAGGACCCUUACGAGGCAGAAGAGGGGACAGAGGAGGACGGUGUGGAAGCAGUUGAGGAUAACAGGAGAGACGAAGAAGAACAGAAGGAGGCAGUAGUAGAAGAAGAGGACGAGGAGGGUGGUGUCUAUGUACUGGCUCUUUAUGAGUUUCGAGCCAUUGAACCAGGCGAGUUGGACUUUGACACGGGGGAUCGCAUACGUCUUUUAAGCACUUUGGAGGACGGAUGGCUGGAGGGAGAGCUGCGAGGGCAACGGGGUAUCUUUCCUCAUCGUUUUGUCAAAAUAGAGGACGACGGGCAGAAAGCUGCUGAAGAAACAGAUGUCGUUGAACCAGGAGAAGACAAGGAGAACAGCGGCAGUUCUGAACACAGCUCAGGUCGUUCAUGUCCCAACGGGUCCCAGAACGAUCCUAAAUGGAAGACACACGAGGAUCAUACAGUGUGGGACCUGGACUACUUUGAGCGGACAGAGGCGCAGAGGUGGCAUAGUGAAAACAAAAGAACCGCAGCUCAAAUUGAGGCAGGCGACAGGCCUGACCCUCAGCCACGUAGGCUCGUCGCACCCGCACAGAAAGGGCCCGAGAGACCCAAAUCCACCCCUCCCGCCAGGCCCAAACUCCCCUCUCGGCCAAACCCUCCUGUGGGUCCCCACAGGCACCAUGACUCUUCAUCCGGCACGAAUCUCUCGAGCCAUACAAACGGUGACGCGCGACCCUCGCAGCCCAAAUCCACUCACGGCCUCGCCCUCGCCGUCGCCGGCUCUCAGUCCGGUCGGUCCGCAAGCAUGAGACACCACCAGAGGCCCCGAAAGGAUGAUGCCACUGCCAGUAACAGGGGCGGCGGUCUCGGCCAGGUGUUGCUGAACCUUGCGGAGGGACAUAGGCAGAAGAAACUAACUCGCCACGCCAGCGCCGGUGAUGCUGAUCAGAUGAUGGGCGGACGCUCCCGGCAGGCGUCCAGUGGCUCCAACGGCCGGAUGCCAACGUCCGUCACUUUAGCCGCCCUGGCAGCCUCAGCGGGCGACCUGGAGACCAAGCUGUCCCAGCAGCUCUUUGAGUUUGAGCAAAGCUUGACCUCCUCAUCAGGUGACGCUCCCGGGGACGUGUCUUCCGUUGGCGACCGGCGCGAGCGUGCCCGCUUGCCGCGCCGCUUCGCUAUCGUGGACUACGGCGACGAAAGCGACGUCAUGCGGGGCUCCUCGCGCUCGCCGGCGUCCCAGCUGCUGCAGUCGAACUCCGCCUCGUCCUCGCUAGAGCGGCGCAGGACCCUCCGUCCUCCCCCGCCACGCCCGAGGGUGCUCCGCGCCCCCGGCCCGCCUGCGUACAGACUAGCCCGCCCUGCUCCGCGGGCCCCCCCUCGCUUGCCGAGACAAAACGCCGCUCCGCCGACCGUCGUCCGCACCCGCGACGAGCCGGCUCUCGACCUCCUCAACCAAGAAGGGAGGGCCGAGUUUGGCGACCUCGCGGCCGCCCAGGAGCACGAAAUCCAGCGUCAGCUGCAGGCCGAGAAAGAGCUCGAGAGAGAGAUGGAGUUGGAGGGUCAGAGACGGGGGGACGAGGAGGAGAGGUACCGGCUGCUGCUGCGGCUGCAAGAGGUGGAGCACGACAUGGAGGCCUACGCGCACACAGCGGAGGAGCUCCGGAACAUGUUGGAGGAGGAGGAGGAGGAAGAGGAGCAGGACGAGACAGCCCGCUUGCAAGCCAUGGAGAAUUUGGAGUUCUGCAACUACACGCUGGAGACGCUGGCCCUGGAGCAGCAGCAACUACAAGAGAUGACGCUGCUGUCGUCCCAGCCCAAACCGCUCGACCCGACCCCGGGCUCGGACUCGGCCCCCGCUGCCGACGCAGGCACCGAGGAUCCCGAGCUGAGGAUGUUGGAGAAGAGGUCAAAGGUCAUCGAGGAGCUGCUGCAGACCGAGAAGGACUACAUCAAAGACCUGCAGAUGUGUGUCGAGGAGAUCGUCGAGCCGCUGCAGAAGAAGCAGGUAAAGAAUGUGGACUUUGAUGGGCUCUUUGGGAACCUCAGCUCAGUGAUCGACUUGUCACAACGCCUCUUGGAGACGCUGCAGGACACAGACUCUAUCGGAAAUAUAUUUCUGGACUUCAAAUCUGAGCUGGAAGAGGUGUACAAGACCUACUGCCAGAACCACGACGAUGCCAUCUCUCUGCUCGAGAGUUACGAGAAGGACAAGAACAUCCAGUGCCACGUGUUGGAGUGUCUGGAGAGACUGAGGGCCAUUUAUCGCGAGUGGGGGAAAACAAAUUACAUCAACCUCGGCUCUUUCUUAAUCAAGCCGGUGCAGCGGGUGAUGCGUUACCCGCUGCUGCUGAUGGAGCUGCUGGGGGCGACGCCGCAGAGCCACCACGACCGGCCCCAGCUGACCAAAGCUCUGCUGGCCAUCAAGGAGAUCAACGUAAACAUCAACGAGUUCAAGCGCAGGAAGGACCUCGUGGUGAAGUACAGGAAAAGCGACGAGGACACGUUUAUCGACAAGAUCUCCAAGCUGAGCAUGCACUCUAUCAUCAAAAAAUCCAACCGCGUCAGCAGCCACCUCAAACACCUCACCGGGAUCUCCCCCCAGAUCAAAGAUGAAGCGUUUGAUGAGGCUGAGAAGAAGUUCCGGCUGCAGGAGAGACUCAUCAAGUCUUUUAUCAGGGACAUAUCCCUGUACCUGCAACAUAUAAGGGAAUCAGCGUCCGUGAAGGUCUUGGCGGCCAUCAGCUUCUGUGACAUCUACGCGGAGCGGAGCGUCCCCGUCCCCGAGCGCUUCCAGAGAGCCCACCGCUCCAUCAGCGACCAACAGUUCGCACAAUUUAAGGAGCGCACAGAGGUCUUGGUCAUCGACCCGCUCAACCAGCUCCUCCUCAUGUUCGCCGGGCCGCACAAGCUCAUUCAAAAGCGCUUCGACAAGCUGCUGGACUACGACAACUGCAAGGAGCGCGCCGACCGACUCAAGGACCGCCGCGUGCAGGACGAGCUGCAGGCGGCGCGCAACAACUACGAGGCGCUCAACGCGCAACUCCUGGACGAGCUGCCCAAGUUCCACGGCGCCGCAGAGGACCUGUUCACCGGCUGCGUGAGGGCUUUCGCUCAAUCCCAGAAGGACUUCAUGAAAAGGACCCUGGGGGAGCUGACGCCCCUCGUGAAGGCCUUUUCCAACAAAGCCGGCACGGAGGGCAACCUGAUCUCCAAGUUCCAAGAGGAGUACGGUCGAGUUCUCCAACUUCUGCAGAGCUUCAGCUUCUGCCCGGAGAACCUCCCUCCGGCCACCUCUACGAAAAAGACCUCUGAGAGGAAGACUCUCGAGAGGCCGACCUCCAGGAAGCUGCAGGGACCUCCCAACCACAUCAUGCAGACGGAUGAGCACCGCGCAGGACUUCUGGUACUCUACAGUCCUGAGAAACUUUUCCAGGCUGAGAGAAACUUCAAUGCAGCGCAGGAUCUGGACAUGUCCGUACUAGAAGGAGACCUCGUGGGGGUCAUCAAGCAGCAGGACCCCAUGGGUAGCCACAACCGCUGGCUGAUUGAUAAUGGAGCCCGACAGGGUUUUGUGUACAGCUCCUUCCUCAAACCCUACAACCCGCGUAGGAGCCAAUCGGACGUCUCCAUCGGGAGCCAUUCGUCUAACGAGUCGGGCUACGGCGGCUCCUCGCCCGUUUUCUCCCGCCAGAACAGCAACAGCACGCUGACUUUUAACCAGGACACGGCCACCGUCAGCUUUUCCACCUCGCAGCCCCAGACGCACCCAUCGCCGCAGCCUUCGCUGGACUCCGCCUCCUCGCGCAGGAGCCACCUCAGAGACGCGGCCAACCUCGACUCUGCCAGUCAGAGCAACUCCAUCGACUCCUCCCCGAGAAAUCCCUCAAACCGCAAGGACUACUCGACCCAAACGCACCGGAUCCCCUCCGGGCAGAGAGACGCCGAGCCGCCUCACCGGCAUCCGGCCAAUCACGGGGACGCGUCCGAUGGGAGUCACCCGGUUGCGAGGGGCCGCAAGGAGACGUCGGACCUCUCGGAGACGGACUCGUGCUCUUCGCUCGGAAACAACAGCGCCCAGAAGUACGGGCACACGGACAGAACGCACGCUUCGAACCAGUGGAGGAACGGAGAUGGAAGCGCCCAGAAGAAAGCUUCUUACCACAGAGACGAGUACAGCGAGCCGGAGCCGGAACCAGAACCAGAAGAAGAGAGUGAAUUAGAUAGUCAUCAGUUUUUCUACGCGCUCUACUCCUUCGACGCCCGGUGCGCCAAUGAGCUGAGCAUCUCGGCCAACCAGCGGCUGCGGAUACUGGAGUUCAAGGACAUGAACGGCAACAGCGAAUGGUGGCUGGGCGAGGCGGGAGGCCGGCGGGGCUACGUGCCCUCCAACUACAUCCGCAAAUCCGAAUACACAUGAGCGAGGCUUCUUCAGCCCGAGACUCCGCUUGGACUUGAAGAAGUCUCGCUCUGCGAGCCGAGAGAGCAGAGAGACAAACGAGCAUCCGUGAUUCAUUUUUGAUCGGUGGUCAUGGAGUUUGAUGAGAAGGAUGGACUAUUGCUGCUGACUCUCCUCCUAAAAGUUAGCAAUAUAUGCCUAUAUUUAUAGUAUUUUUAUAUUGUUUUUACUUUCUGGAAACUGCACCCUAUUCCCUCCUGUUUCCAGGGGAAAACCUGUGAAUUUCAUCAGAUUGUUUGCCAUAUUCUCUGGUGCUGUAGACAGCGAAUUGUAUGUUUUACAGAACAAUUACUGCAUUGGGGGAUUACAAUGGAAAAUGUGAAUGCUUUGGUUUCAGACUUAUUCUCAAUAGACAGACUGAGCUUAACAGUGUGUUAAGGACUGUUUUUUUUGUGGUUCAUAACACCAAUAGAAUGAUGGAUGGUUUGUACCAUACAUUUCAACAAAUAUGAUUCGAAGCACUGAUUAUCCAGGGGUUGCACGUUUUGAAGUGUCUGUAUUGAAUUGAAUAUAGACUGUAUAAUCAAAUGCUAGGCCAGAGUUGGACUAUGAUGAAUGCAUUACUGGCACUCCAAUUGUCAAUAACCUGAAUCUAUAUUUUACCCGGUUGGCACUGUGCAAACGGGUGAUGAGCAAGUUUAUCUGUAAGAGGAGCGUAACAAACUGGGAGGUACUCUGAUCUGAUCUCAGACCUCCACAUUCUCUUUAUGUACAUUAUAUAUAUAUAUAGUGAUGUUUAUAGAAAAUAUGCUUUUGCACCCACUGUAAAGUGAUCACUGAAUAAAAAACAGCUCAGCUGACGAAUCAAAA